AAUCCUGUAAUGCACAUUUUCAGAAGGUAAAGAGAAAUGAUCACCCGUGCAAUGUAAAAGUUUACGACUAUCGACAUAUUUUUACAGGUGCUGCAGUGUCUAUGUUAAGUACCUGGCCUCUUCCAAUACUCAGAUCUGCUAUGUCUAAGUUGGUGGAACCUAAUGAGCAAGGCAAAAUGUUUGCUUGCAUAGCUUUAUUGGAAAAUGCUUGCACACUGGUUGCUUCUGGAGUAUUCAACAGCAUCUAUCCUGCAACAAGACAUAUAUUCCGAGGGUUCACAUUUAUUAUGGGUGCUGGAAUUCUCCUUUUCUCAAUUAUUAUCCUCAGUGUCAUGCACAAAGCUCUUCACCAGUUUAGCAAGUAUGACUCUGUAGAAUUAGCUGAAGAGGCUAGGGAAGAGUUUGAAGAGUUGGAUCAAGAAAAUGAACCUUCACCAACUGAUCAAGAGGAAGCAUCUCCCCCCCAAGAGGAAAGUGGGCUGGUGACUGAAAGUAAUACAGAGAACAUUCAACCAGUCACAAACAAUGAUGCUAUACCCUAAUUGAGGUUUGGUUCCUGCCACAUGUUUAGUUCAUUAUAUUGACAGUUUCUCAUAGAAGCUGCAGUUGAUGUUAAUUGUUUCUUUUAUGUUAAAUUGAAUGUUUUAGCUUAAGAGAUAAUAUAAUUUGGAAGCAAAAAGUUGUACAGUUUAAUGAAUUAUAAUAAUAAUAAUAAUAAUAAUACCAGGUCUUUUGUUUCUCAAAAGCACCAGUUCUUCUAAAGAAUUCACUAGUGCUUAAAACACUACAAAAUCAAAGACUCAAGGAUAAAAAGAAAUACUGUACUGUACUGUACUGUACUGUACUGUAAUAAGAGAUCACAAAAAGUGACAGUUCAGCUUCAAUCAUUCAUAUACCCUUAAGUUUUAAUCCCUGUACCUGUAUCAUAUCAGGUAACAUGAUUUUGAUACCGCUAUCUGUUUGCUUAUUGGGUACAGUAUUUAGAAUUUGUAAAAAUGACGAUAAGAAAAUCAUUUAAUGAGUUGAUGAAAAAUUAAUUUGAAUAGAGUAUAGAAGUAGACAAGAAAAAGUGUUAAUGAAGACAAAAAUACAAAUGUAUUUUCCCUAUAAGGAUUUAAAAUGUAAUGUGUUUAUUUCUCGAACAAAACCCUAACCCACAAUUGGGAAAUGAUACAGUAAUUUAGAAUUCACACAUAGCUAUUCAGAAAAUAGAAAGAUACCAGUUGAAUACAUUUCAUUGUCUUGGUGUACAUCAAUGUGACUUAAUUCAUUACUGCAACUGUUGGGUUUUAUCUAACCCAAAAAAUUUAUCAUGAAAUUCUUAAAUGCCAAAACACGAAGAUGCAAGAAAUAAGACAUUUAAUUUGUUUGACACUUCAUUGGAUAGAUAUGUAAACAGGGAAGCUUAAUUAGUAAUUUUAAAAAGAUAUUUGAUUGAGUAGCUAUACUGUACUGUACUUCUGUUCAGGAAAAAGUGAAUCCACUGCUUUAAGCUCUGUGAGUCUACGAUCAGAACUUUCAGAGAGUCUGAAUACCGACCUGCUGAAUCUUUCUGUCUUCUGCAUACUGUACAGUAUUAUGAGAUCCAACUCAUAUUCCAUGUUAUGUGUGUCUUACUCACAUGUACAGUAUCUAAAACAACUAUCUGUGCAUACUUUGUGGGAAACAAUAUGAGACCAUGGACGAUAAAUUUUGGUAUAAGAGGGCUGUCACUAGUCACACAUAAAAUUUUGGAGCAUAUCGACCCCCACCUGCACAGAUAGUUGUUUUAGCUACUGUACAAUACAAUUAUGUACAUUAGUUCACAUGUUUGUGUCUGAAGAAAAUUUAUAAAGGAGAGAGAAAAUCA
Messenger RNA from Homarus americanus (American lobster), 1849 nucleotides. Its product is annotated as proton-coupled folate transporter-like. Gene Ontology annotation, biological process: transmembrane transport. Gene Ontology annotation, cellular component: membrane. Bases 102 to 542 code for a protein of 146 amino acids. The transcript is spliced from 3 exons. The record is from RefSeq and is a predicted model, not a curated record. Gene Ontology annotation, molecular function: transmembrane transporter activity. NCBI's taxonomy places the organism in Eukaryota, Metazoa, Arthropoda, Malacostraca, Decapoda, Nephropidae.